AUGAGUUGAUGGCGCUAACAUCGGAAAUUUGCAUGACACGUACUUAGCUGUAUACGGUGUAAGUGUAUAUUACAUAUGCUAGAAAUGUACAAUGAUGAAAUAUCUGUUAGAGGACUAGUGACAUCCAGUUACAGAUAACAUCGUAACACAAUCAUUGGAAACGAUUCAAUUCCAUUUAAAGAGAUUAAUGUUUUGUGGUCUAGUACCAAAUUUCAAUGAUUUUCAUAUAACAAAGUUCUUCCGUUUGGAGGAUUAUUAAAAUUAAUGGGGAAUGAAAUAAGUGCCCUCAACGGGCUAGAAAUUGAAGAAAAAUCUGUAGAAAUUACAGAUUUUUGGACACAUUACACCGCUCGCUCCAAAGAACAUGGAACUCAAGUAGUGUCUUUAUUUGUCAGCGAACCGUCUUUGCAUUAUAGCGGAAAUUUCGGAAAUCCGUCUCCUUUGGAGAAAGCUGCAAAGAAUUUAAUGUUAUAUAGGCAUCCUUGUAUACUUAAAUAUGUUUCAUCGUGGUCCAAAGGCAGCAAAUUUUAUCUUACUACCGAACAAGUUAAACCUCUGAUUCAAACGUUAGAAACACAAAAUACACUUCAAAUAUGCAUGGGUUUAUAUAGCAUUUUACGUGCACUUGUAUUUCUUCAUGAAAAGGCAUCCGCAUCUCAUAACAACAUUUGCGGAAGUGUUAUUUAUGUUACAUCAGAAGGAUGUUGGAAACUUGGUGGUUUAGAAUGCCUAAGUAAAUUCAAAGAAUUAACUCCUGCCUAUUUAAAGAAAAUAAAAAAUUACAGGUACGAGAAAGCAAUAUCACCUGAUGAAGGUACAACUAUCUUAUCGACUAGUUUUACAGCAAUCGAUGCAUAUGCAUUUGGUGUUUUGGCAGAAGAUAUUUUGAAAUUAAAGCAUUCAGAAGAUGUGCCAAGCCUCCUAGCGUUUAAACAGUUUUGUAAAGAAGAUUUACAAAAUACUGAUCCAUGCUUAAGAAGUAAUCUAUCGAGUGUUCUACGACACCCAUUUUUUACUCAUGACUUUAUGAGAAUACAUGCAUUUUUAGAGGAAUUGCCAUUAAAAAGCAAUCAAGAGAAAGAAAUAUUUUUUGGAAACUUAAUAGUACAAUUAAGAACAUUUCCUGAAAAUAUUGUCGCAGAACAGUUGGGUCGAUUGUUGCUUUCAAGGAUGGUUUUAUUAGAUUCGACCGCUCAAGAAAAGCUUUUGCCAUUCAUUUUAAAACCUAGAGAUGGAAAAGACAACGUGGAUAAUAAUUUAUUUGUAGUAUCAACGUUUAAAGCAUAUCUGGUACCUAAACUGCUACAAAUGUUUUGUAUAAGGGAUGUGUCGAUACGUUUGGUGCUUUUAUCACAUUUCAAUUCGUACGUUCACACAUUUCAAGCGGAUGAAUUAAAAUCUCGAGUACUUCCCGAGCUGCUCGUAGGAAUUAAAGAUACAAACGAUCAUCUUGUUUCUGCAACAUUAAGAGCAUUGGCUGAUAUAGUGCCAAUCCUUGGUGCAGCCACUGUAAUAGGUGGAAACAGGGGAAAAUUAUUUACCGAUGGUCGGCCGAAUAAAGUAAAAGACAAUGGGCAAAAUAAUAACACUAUUUCAUCUUUCAUAAAUAUUGUUGAAUUUCCAGCUCCUACAAGUUCUAGUCAGAACAUAAUUAAUUUACCAGAAAGACCAUCCCCGGAUGGAGGUGAAGAUAAAAAGGAGAUUGUCUCCUCGAUUACAGAAGAAGAAUAUACUUGGUCUGAUUGGGACACACAAGAAACUGUUACUAGGGAUACCUGCCUUAACGUUUCAGAACCUUCCGAUAGAACUCGCGAAUCCGAUGAUAUUUCAACUGUUAAGUCAUCAUCGUUAAUUGACACAAAUCCAGUAUUAGAUCCAAACAAAGCUAAAAUAACUGAAUCUAAAUUUACAAAGAAAUCAAUUGUUUUAUGUGAUAUUUCAGAACUUGAUAUAAAAAAUUCAAAAUUAGCAAAUUCUACAAAAGAAGAAUACGAUUUCUUUACAGAUAUGGAACCUGUAAUAAAAAAGACCCAAGUUUUGCAUGUACAACAACCACAAAUAGCUUCAAAGAGUGUAUUCGACAUAAAAGUAUUAACUGAUUUUGAUGUAAGCGAAGAGAAUGACGGUUGGGAUGAAGAUUUAAGUGAUUGGGGAAUAAAUGAUGCUCAAGAAUUAAAAAUUUAAGGAAACCAGUACAUUUUAACCAUAUGUGUUACAUAGGUUCCAAAAGUAAACGUAAUACGUAAAUAAAAUUUGUACAAAAUGCACGUGGUCCUUAAGAUACGAAACAAAAUAUUUUAAUAAGACAAUUAUUGUUAUUUGUCUAAUUUCGUCUAAUUUCGUCUAAUUUCGCCUAAUUUCACGGUGGAACAGAUAUUACUCGUCUAGAAAUAUAAUGUUAUUGUACAUACGUUCAUAUAUACAAUAAUUACAUACAGAGAUUAUUAAACGAAGUAAUUA
Molecule: messenger RNA, 2460 nt
Organism: Nomia melanderi (Alkali bee)
Lineage: Eukaryota; Metazoa; Arthropoda; Insecta; Hymenoptera; Halictidae
Product: protein-associating with the carboxyl-terminal domain of ezrin
Source: RefSeq, a predicted model, not a curated record